UUAUCAGUAAUCGCGGUUAACACAGCAGCGGUUGGGUAUCGCGAAAUAAAAUAAAUAAUGUUUAAGCUCACAGAUAUGUACUAUGUGUUGUACGUAUCCGUGUUCAAAGCUAAACCAAUUUCGAAUUUUACUGAACAGUUCAGAAGUCGUAAACCAUCGAAUAAUUGAAUAAUUUUAAACUGUCGGAUAAUUCGAACAAUUCGGAACAAUCGAAUAGUUCGAUAGUGCUUAUCACUAGUGUCCAGUCCUACGCGUCCUUGCCCGCAGAACGCAUCGCGAAGCAAACGUUUGCCGCCGUAAGUUCAACAGCAUUAUUUGCCCGUUGUUAAUUCGUCUCUGUUAAGACCUUCGUUCCGUUGCGCACACGCACCUGUUUUCGGAACGGCGUGUUCUUCUCCGCCAAAGCACAACGUCAAAUGAUCGUCGACAUGGUCCAGCAAGGAGACUUGUACAGAGAACCGGAAGAAGAACAGUUGGAUAAUGAAACAACAUAUGGUGAUUUGGAAGGCCCGGAUGCUAUGUACGUAAAACUAAUCUCGAGCGAUGGUCACGAGUUCAUUAUUAAACGGGCACAUGCCAUUAUGUCGGGUACCAUCAAAGCCAUGCUGAGCGGUCCUGGGCAGUUUUCCGAAAACGAAGCCAAUGAGAUCAACUUCAGAGAGAUACCUUCCCAUGUCUUGUGCUGCGUCUGCAAGUACUUCUCAUACAAAGCUCGUUACACCAACAGUUCUACUGAAAUACCUGAAUUUAACAUCGGUGCGGAAGUUGCAUUGGAACUUCUGAUGGCAGCUAACUUUUUGGAUUGCUAAGUGUUUUUUAGCAAAAACAAUAAACAUUUUUUACAAGUACAAAAUUGAUAAAGAGCUUGUGUAAAUCUUA
Sipha flava (yellow sugarcane aphid) is the source of this 879-nucleotide messenger RNA. RefSeq names its product elongin-C-like. The transcript is spliced from 3 exons. Gene Ontology annotation, biological process: ubiquitin-dependent protein catabolic process. Lineage: Eukaryota; Metazoa; Arthropoda; Insecta; Hemiptera; Aphididae. Gene Ontology annotation, cellular component: elongin complex. The record is from RefSeq and is a predicted model, not a curated record. The coding region runs from base 417 to 809 and encodes 130 amino acids. Gene Ontology annotation, molecular function: protein-macromolecule adaptor activity.